Messenger RNA from Leucoraja erinaceus (little skate), 2017 nucleotides. RefSeq names its product complement C3-like. Gene Ontology annotation, molecular function: endopeptidase inhibitor activity. The annotation marks the transcript as partial. The record is from RefSeq and is a predicted model, not a curated record. The transcript is spliced from 16 exons. Gene Ontology annotation, biological process: complement activation. NCBI's taxonomy places the organism in Eukaryota, Metazoa, Chordata, Chondrichthyes, Rajiformes, Rajidae.
GCUUCUCCUGUUCCCAGAUAUCUGAUCACUGCACCAAGCAUCAUUCAUGUUGAUGUACCAGAGAGUGUAACCGUUCAGCUACAAGGAGUCACCAAGACGAUCAACGUCAAGGUCUAUUUGUACGAUGAAAUAGACCGACAAAAAGUAUCGGAAGACGUGGAUUUUUCUCUAUCGACACAUAAUGAAUACCGAGAGAUUAAAGAAAUUGUUGCACUCUCCGCCAAAGUGAAACAGUUGGACUUGUGGCAUCGCAAGACAGCGUAUCUCUCGUUAGUGGCAGAGUGCUCCGAACUCUUCGCCGGGAGGAGGAUGACUAAGGUCCUGCUAUCUUCCAAGAAGGGCUACAUAUUUAUCCAGACCGACAAGCCGAUAUACACCACGGAUGAGCAAGUGAAAUACAGGAUUUACACUCUGGAUAACUACAUGAGGCCUUCGACCGAGAGCAUCAAGAUCACUAUUUAUAACUCCAAGAAUGUCCAGUUCUACCAACGCACGUGGAGAUGCAAUAAGGUCUUCAACCGACAGUUCAAUAUCCCAGACAUCGCAGAGCCAGGGAACUGGCGGAUUGAUGCAGAGUUGAACGAUUUUCCGAUGUCCCGUGUUUCCGCUGAAUUUGAAGUCAAGGAAUUUGUUUUGCCCAGUUUCAAAGUCGAGCUGAGGUCUGAAGAAAUGUAUUAUCUGAUCUCAAGAGAGGAAUUUCGAUUCAAAAUCGCGGCAAGCCACACGUUUGGGAAGACAGUGACGGGAAUGGCGUACGUGAGAUUCGCCAUCAUGGACGAUGGGAAGCAAAAAAUCUAUCUCCGGGGGCUGGAGCAACAACUCGAGAUGAAGAGCGGAGAGGCAGUAUCUUCCGUAAAGAGCCGGGAUAUAUCGGAAAGUUACUCUUCGAAACCUUUGAGUGAGCUUGUGGGUCACCGCCUCUACAUAGCCGUAACCGUCUUUGAAAUAUCCAGUGGGCUCAUGGAGGAACUGGAGAUUAGCAACAUCAAGUUCGUAUCCUCCCCGUACAUCAUCGACCUAUCGAGGACACUCAGCUACUUCACCCCUCAGCUGCCAUUCAGUGUUCUGGUCCGGAUAACUUAUCCUGAUGGGUCUCCUGCUAACAACGUCCCGGUCUGGCUAGAGGAACUCGGGAGUUUAAAAACAAAUAAGGAUGGAAUGGUUUUGUUAUCAAUGUCACCGCCAUCCAACACAGAGACAUUUGACAUCAAGGUAUUCGCUGGAGAUCAGAAGGACGGGGAGAUCAGUGAAGCACAGAAGAAAAUUCAAAUGUACCAGUCAGAGAACAAGAACUAUCUCCACAUUUCGGUGCCACCGAAUGUGCUUGAUCCUGAGAGCUCGCUGUCUGCUGAUAUCAGCGCCAUUACAGCACCGAAUGCUGGGGCAGUCGAGUUCUAUUACUUUCUGAUCAUCAGCAAAGGCAAGGUUGUGAAGAUGGGCCACGUGCAGAAGUCGCAGCUGACCAAACUCACUGUGCCACUGAGCGUGGAGAUGGUCCCUUCCUUCCGCCUCGUCCUCUACUACUUCAUCAGUGUCGGCGGCAAGACUGAGAUGGUCGCAAACUCCGCCUGGAUUGAUGUGAAAGAUGUCUGCGAGGCGGAGAUUGAGAUCAACGUUGAGAAGAAUGAAUAUGAACCCGAUAGUGCCGCAGGUAUAACGAUUCAAAUGGGAGAUGCAGGACAAGCAUCUCUUGCUAUGGUGGACAGUGCAAUCUAUAUCCUCAACAGCAAGAAUAAACUUACAACCAAACAGUUAUUCGAACGAAUGAACUCCUACGAUCUUGGCUGCAGUUUUGGUGGAGGAAUGGACAAUGUGCAUGUGUUCAUGGAUGCCGGGCUGGCUUUUAUUUCCAACACCGAUGCCUCAAAGUUCGCGAAGGACUCGCCAGGUGCGUUUGGGGACGCGGAUACGGGACCCAAGUGCAAGCAUGGUCUUGGUGGACUCUGGGAAGCUCGAUGGGAAGAAUUUGACCUCAUGCACACUGAGGAAUGCAUGAGGGGGAGUGUUCGACUGAGUA